Molecule: messenger RNA, 660 nt
Organism: Parnassius apollo (apollo)
Lineage: Eukaryota; Metazoa; Arthropoda; Insecta; Lepidoptera; Papilionidae
Source: the annotation of a GenBank genome assembly
AUGGGUAUCAACGAAGUUAGCGUUGUUCAAGAAUACAAGGACUCUAUCAAGCAAAAAGCUGAGCACCUUAUCAUAAAGGGAUUUCCAGAGAAGAUAGUAAAGUUAAAUGAGAUGUUAGAAACUUCAAACUUUCAAAACCGUGAUUUAGCAGAUGUUCAUCAGGAUCUAAACAUUCCAAUACCACCACCAGCAAUUUCUUUGAAUGAACCAAAUGCAAAACUACCAUGUAAUAAACCACUGAGUGACCUUAUUCAUCUGGUUAAGCCUCACAUAAGAGAGCUAGUUGAAGAUUCUAAUUUGUUGAAAAUGUGGAUUUCAUUUAUGAUUCCUAAAAUUGAAGAUGGAAAUAACUUUGGUGUAUCAAUACAAGAGGACACACUAGCUGAGAUUCAGUCUGUGGAGUCUGAGGCAGCCGCUUUUUUCGACCAAAUCUCACGGUACUUCAUUUCGAGAGCGAAAAUAGUGUCAAAAGUUGCUAAAUACCCACAUAUUGAUGACUAUAGGAGAGCUGUCAGAGAACUAGAUGAGAAAGAGUACUUGUCACUAUGGCUGGUCAUGUGUGAGAUUCGCAAUCGUUAUUGUUCCCUGCAUGAUAUUGUCAUUAAGAACUUGGAGAAAAUCAAGAAACCACGCUCUUCUAAUGCUGAUUCAUUAUAUUAA